Cyphellophora attinorum is the source of this 1671-nucleotide messenger RNA. RefSeq lists its product as uncharacterized. NCBI's taxonomy places the organism in Eukaryota, Fungi, Ascomycota, Eurotiomycetes, Chaetothyriales, Cyphellophoraceae. The coding region runs from base 1 to 1671 and encodes 556 amino acids. The record is from RefSeq and is a predicted model, not a curated record. Gene Ontology annotation, molecular function: zinc ion binding; DNA-binding transcription factor activity, RNA polymerase II-specific. The transcript has a single exon. Gene Ontology annotation, biological process: regulation of DNA-templated transcription.
AUGGUCUCUGUUUGUGCGCCGAUACGCCCCUCAGACGCUGUGGCUGAGACCAUUAUCGUCCACGAGAAGACACGAUGGCUCAAUGGCCUGGUGAAGAAGGCGAAGCAUCCAAAGGUCCGCAGCGGAUGUCUGACCUGCAAGCAACGCAGGUUGAAAUGCGACGAAGGCAAACCUUCAUGUGCCCGAUGCGGCAAAUCCGGGCGUAUAUGUGCUGGAUAUGAGCAGCUCUUCGCCAGGUCGAGUACACAGCUCCGGAUCAGCUACGCAGAACCAGACUCGUUCGCGAGCGAGGAGGACAAGUUGUUGCAGCACUUCUUGGUGGAAGCAACCCAGGAGUUGUCCGGAUUCAGUCUUUCCCUGAAGCAGUUCUGCGGAUCCCUGGUUCCCCAGAUGGCAUUUCACCCAGCAGUAAGGUUCGCCCUGUUGACAAUAGCGGCCAAAACACAAGCAGCCGCGCUCAGAUGGGACAAACGACGUCGACGUAGCGAAGCUCUUGAAUGCAAAUCAUCAGCGCUUCUGUACUACAACCAGUCCAUCAGCAAUCUGACGCAGAAGGAUCUUUCCGAGAUACCGCCAGCUGUAUAUCUGGUCUGCGGUCUACUCUUCGGUGCCAGUGAGCUAUGGCCACACAUCGACAUGCGCCCUACGAUUCAUGUGCUCACCGCCUUUCAAAUUGUACUGCGAUGUGCCGCCACUCUGUCAGAAGAGGUACAGAGGAGCAUGUAUCCCUUUUUAAUUCACAUGGGGCGGAAAACGCUCGCAUACGCGGACGACAUACCCCCGGACCUGGCCCCAGCGAUUGCUCGAUUCUGCUGGGUUCACAUCGAGCCAGCGGCUGUUGCUGACACGUUUUCGUCCACAGAGCAAGCUUGGGCAACCAUGGAGGAUCUGCAUAAUUUCACGUGCACUUUGAUUAGACCGGAUGUUGCAUUCGACAACGACGCUGAUACCAACGCUCGUGAUUAUGCGAGGUCGGUCGAACAAAGCCUGCUGAACACACUCCAGACUGUCGGCGAAGAGGAGGCCAUACAGUACCGUGCAAUGCUGAUGCACCACAGGACUUCUCGAACCAUGCUGGAUGCCAGGCUAGGCUCUGAUGAAGGCAUAUACGACAUAUUUGUACCAGACUUUGAAUACAUUCUCUUUGAGUGUGAAAGCCUGAUGCGAGCAGGAACGCACCCACCAACGCCGGGCAAAGGACCCUGGCGAUGCGAACUGGGCACCUUGGCGCCACUAUUCUUUGUUGCCACGCGCUGCCGUGUAGCUAGCCUGCGACACAGGGCUAUAAAAGCAUUGCACACGUCAAAGCAUAGGGAGAAGGAGUGGAACAGCUGCAUCGCCUUCAUGCUUGCACGGCUUGUCGUUCAGACAGAAGAGAAGCAUCGACAGCCGAGUCUCGGCGGGAACAUCCCCGUCGAGCACAGGAUUCAAUUGGACUCGGUCACAUUCAACAGAAGCGAGGAGCAAAUCGUGGCGACAUAUCUCAAUCCCACCACGAAUGAGUAUGGUACGAAGACAUUGUCAUGGAAAGCACGAGACGCCAUUGAUGACGACUUUGAGUGCGUCUCACUAUCUAGACAACGGCUACAGGCAUCUGGCUACAGCGGUAUACUGCUUUGCCGGCCGUCCAUUCAAUGCCAGUGCGGAGGUGAGCCAGGCAACGAGCGAUAA